AUGGAGAUAACGACAUCGGAGGACCCCCAGGAUGCAUGGGAUGUCUCGAAAUAUGGUAAACCAGACCUCUUCAUAACGUUCACGUGUAAUCCUGCAUGGAGAGAGGUCGCUGAGCAGCUGAAACCUGGGCAGACGCCUUCCGAUAGGCCAGACAUCGUUGCUCGCGUUUUCAACAUCAAAUUGCAAGAGCUUUUCACGGACCUCUUCAAGCGGCAGAUAUUUGGAGUUGUGAAAGCGUAUAUUUCGGUUAUGGAAUGGCAGAAACGCGGGUUGCCUCAUUGCCACAUGCUCAUUACAUUGUCAGAGGAGGACAAGCCAAGAAGUAUUACUGACAUUGACUCCAUUGUACAAGCCGUCAUCCCUGACCGAGAGACAGAGCCUCGCCUUCAUGGCAUUGUGACAUCCUGCAUGAUGCACAGACCAUGUGGAGUUGACAACCCGCAUUCGCCAUGUAUGGUUGACGGGAAAUGCUCGAAAAGGUUCCCAAAGCAAUUCCGAGAUGUAACAACUACAGAACAUGAUGGUUACCCGGAAUAUAGCCGACCUAACGACGGCAGAACUGUGGUUUCUGGAGGCAAAGUACUAGAUAACAGAUCCGUAGUGCCGUACAACAAGUAUUUGGCACUUCGUUACAAUGGCCAUUUGAAUGUGGAAAUCUGUGGUAUGGUUCAAGCGGUUAAGUACAUGUACAAAUACGUAUACAAAGGGCCAGACCGAGCGGCACUGCACAUGCUGAGGAGCACCGACGAGCGAGACAACAGCGUGAUCAAUGAGAUCGAUGAGUUUGUCAAUGCUAGAUACGUAUGUGCCCCAGAGGCUGUACACAGACUACUUGGAUUUGACCUUCAAACGAAAUCGGAUACAGUCUGCAGAUUGCAGGUUCACCUGCCGGAUUAUCAAAUUGUGAAUUUCCAAGGAGGUCAAGAAGAAGAAGCAAUCCGUCGGGAAGCUGAAAGAGACACUACACUAACCGCCUUUUUCAAGCUGAACCAGGAACAUGAGCUCCUCUACGGGAAUGGAGAAGUGCCUGAGAGAGAAAAGGAUGCUAGAUUGCUGUUGUACACACAGAUACCAGAGUUCUUCUCUUUUGACCAACGAACGAGGAAGUGGAAGAUGAGAAGGAGGCAGAAUCGUCAAAUUGGAAGAAUGUACACUGCGAAUCCGUUAGACGUCGAGCGCUACAGCCUGAGAAUCCUUCUCCUGAAUAGAAGAGGACCAAAGUCGUUCAACGAUUUGAAGACUGUAGAUGGAGUAGUCCACAACACGUUCAAGGAAGCAGCUAAAGCGCUCGGGCUGAUGAAUGACGAUUCUCAUUACGAAAACUGCUUAAGUGAAGCAUCCGAGUUCCACAUGCCGGUCCAACUUAGGUCCCUGUUCAGUAGUCUCCUCUGUUUCUGUACCGUCAUUGAGCCUGCGCAGCUGUGGAAUAAGUUUAAACGUGCAAUGGCAGAAGAUUACAUUCAUAGAGGAGUUGACCCUGUAGAAGCCAUUAUUCGUGCAUACUUUGACAUCAUGGAUAGGAUGGCCAUUUUCGGUGCUGAUCUCAGGAGCUUGAUCACCCCGCCUUCUGAGAGUAGACCAGCGCCUCUCAACGAGGACGAGCUCACAGAAGCUGAACAUGUUGCUUAUGGAGAACAGUUAAUCGAGCAACUGAACGAGCAUCAAAGGGCAGCUGCGAAUAACAUUUUGCUAACUGUGAACAACGCAGACGGCCGACACUUUUUUAUAGACGGUCCUGGAGGCAGUGGAAAAACUUUUCUCUACACUGCGCUGUAUCACACAUUGCUUGGCAUGAGAAAAAAUCUCAACAUCCACGAUAAUAACAGAACGUGCUCGAUGAAAAGAGAAUCAAGGGAGGCUAGAGCUCUUCGUAACGUGUCGGUAAUAUUUUGGGACGAGAUAUCCAUGGUUCCGAAAUGGACCCUCGAGGCCGUGGACCUUCUCCUCAAAGAUAUAAUGCAGAACGAGAUCCCGUUCGGAGGCAAACUUAUGGUCAUAGGAGGAGACUUCCGGCAAGUCCUCCCAGUUGUGGAGAGAGGACAACAAGAAGAUUUAGUAGACGCCUGCAUUAAG
Ostertagia ostertagi is the source of this 2073-nucleotide messenger RNA. The record is from the annotation of a GenBank genome assembly. NCBI's taxonomy places the organism in Eukaryota, Metazoa, Nematoda, Chromadorea, Rhabditida, Trichostrongylidae.